Molecule: messenger RNA, 810 nt
Organism: Theileria orientalis strain Shintoku
Lineage: Eukaryota; Apicomplexa; Aconoidasida; Piroplasmida; Theileriidae
Product: cytochrome C oxidase subunit 2a
Exons: 1
Coding region: 1-810 (269 amino acids)
Cellular component (GO): membrane
Molecular function (GO): cytochrome-c oxidase activity; copper ion binding
Source: RefSeq, a predicted model, not a curated record
AUGGCUUCGACUUCCAGGCUUUCCAAAUUUAUAUAUCGAUCUUCCUUCAACGUUUUAUUCAAAAAUAAUUUCCCAAAGGGUAACAUUACACCCCAACCUCAACCAGGGCUAUUUUGCAGUAAAUUUUCACAAAGUACAAGAUUUAUUACAACCUCACGUUCAUUAUUUUCAGCCGAAAAGGGAGUAAAUGAAUUAAAGUCCGAUAAAUCAGAAGGAAGUGUGUCUGCAGAUUUAAGUAAAGGAAAGCAUUUUAGUCACAUCAGUGAAACCUUUUCACAGGGGAAAUAUAAAGGAGCUGGAUUGCCGAAACCAGUGGGCCCACCAGACGAUUUGCCAUCAAUUGAAUUCGGAAAGCCCACGGGAAUGUACAACUUCGUCAGACACCAACACGGAGAUCCCAGAGGACACCUGAAGGAGGACGGAAGAUUUAACGAAAAGUACGCAACUGACGGGUUUCACUGGUACGACGCAUACACAGACGUGCCGAAGCAGAAGAGAACAAUAGUCAACGGAGAGGCGAUGAUCAUGGGAGUGGAAACGAGACCGAUGGAGGAGCUGUUCGGACUAGAACAAACAAAUGUGCCGCUGUACCAUAGAAGGAAGUUCCUGACAUGGUCGAACCACUCGUACAUCCUGAGGGCGGAGUUCUGCUUUUUCUGGAUACCAACGUUCAUUAUAUUCAGCCUGGCCUUGCCAUGCUAUACAAUGCUCUACAUGAUGGACGAAGCAGUGUACACAACAAUGACAGUAAAAGUAAUAGGACAUCAGUGGUACUGGGUAUACGAAGUUGAAUCUCCACCAGCGGAAUGA